Molecule: messenger RNA, 3343 nt
Organism: Paralichthys olivaceus (Japanese flounder)
Lineage: Eukaryota; Metazoa; Chordata; Actinopteri; Pleuronectiformes; Paralichthyidae
Source: RefSeq, a predicted model, not a curated record
CUCAGGCACGACAAGAACAACAGCAGAGCCCGGGAGGUGUCCGAGAAACUCACAGAUAACCGCGACCUGCGGCACUUCCUGCAAAACACUCAGGAUCUGACUCUGUGGAUCAACGAGAAGAUGCUGACGGCUCAGGACACGUCGUACGACGGGGCCAGGAACCUCCACAGCAAGUGGCUUAAACAUCAGGCCUUCACGGCUGAGCUGACCUCCAACAAGGACUGGCUCAACAAAGUGGACCAGGAGGGUCAGGAGCUGAUGGAGUCUAAGCCUGAGUUUGAGCCCAUAGUGACGGAACAUCUGGCCAAGCUCCACGAGCUGUGGGACAAACUGGAGUCCACCACCAAGGAGAAGGACCGGCUGCUGUUUGAUGCCAAUCGCUCCGAGCUGUUCGACCAGAGCCAGGCGGACAUAAAGAAGUGGCUCAGCGAGCUGCAGCAGCAGCUGCAGAGCGGAGAAGAGGACGUCAAAGACCUGACGAAGGCCAACAUCCUCCUCAAGAAGCAUCAGAUGAUAGACAACCAGGUGCGUGACCGGGCGAAGGAGCUGGAGGAGCUCCAGGAGGCGGUCAGGAAACACGGCGGGGUCAGGGAGGACCAGCCGGAGCUGGAGGAUGAGCAACAGGUCCUGCAGAGGGACUUCCAGCAGCUCCUUCAGCCCCUGGCACAGCGCAAGGCCAAGCUGGAGGCCGCCAAGGCCGUCCAUCAGUUCUACAGAGACCUGGCCGAUGAGCUGCUCUGGAUAGAGGAGAGGAUGCCCCUGGCAACGUCAGAAGAGCACGGGCACAAUCUUCAAACUGUGCAAAUGCUGCAGAAGAAGAACCAGACAUUACAGAGGGAGAUCGAGGGCCACCAGCCGCGCGUGGAUGAAGUGCUCGAGCGGGGAGGGAGGAUGGCGGCGGCCGCCAGUGCCGAGGGAAGGCCGGAGGCAGAGGGAAUCACAGUCCAGCUGAAGGAGCUGGAGGAGGCGUGGGCCCGGCUGCAAGAUGAGAUGGCCAAGCGGCGGGAGAGGCUGAACGGCUCCAACUUGGCCCAGCAAUACUACAAUGACGCAGACGAGGCCGAAGCGUGGAUCGGGGAGCAGGAGCUCUACAUGAUUGCAGAUGAAAAGGCCAAGGAUGAGCAAAGCGCCAUGCUGAUGCUGAAGCGCCACAUGCUCCUAAAGCAGGCGGUGGACGACUACGCCGACUCCAUUCAGAAGCUGAAUGGCCGUGCCCAGAAGAUGUUUGCUGAGGACCACCCUGAUGGCGAGGGCAUCAUCAGGCGACAGGGCCGGGUGGAUAAGCAGUACGCGGGGCUGAAGGAGCUGGCGGAGGACCGCAGGAAGAAGCUGGAUCACACCUUCCACCACUUCCUGCUGAGCCGAGAGGUGGACUACCUGGAGCAGUGGAUCGCAGAGAGAGACGUGGUUGCCUCCUCUCAGGAGAUGGGCCAGGACCUGGAUCAUGUCACGAUUCUGAGGGAUAAGUUCAGGGAAUUUGCACGAGAGACGGGGAUGGUGGGACAGGAGCGUGUGGACGUGGUCAACCUGACGAUAGAUGAGCUGAUUGAAGCCGGUCACACCGAGGCGGCCGCCAUGGCAGAGUGGAAAGACACCAUCAAUGAAAGCUGGGCUGAUCUGCUGGAGCUCAUCGACACUCGUGCUCAGCUCCUCACGGCGUCUUAUGAACUGUUGAAGUACUUUGAUGACGGGAAGGAGUUGGUGGCUCAGAUCCACGAGAAGCAGAAAGAGCUGCCAGAGGACGUGGGCGAGGACUUCAGCAAAGCCGAGUCCUUCCACAGGAUGCACGCCGCCUUCGAGAGAGACAUCACGGCACUGGGCAAACAGGUUCAACAGUUCCAGGAGACGGCUGCGAGGCUUCAUGCCCAGUAUGCAGGGAACAGGGCGGAUGCCAUCCAGGCCACAGAGCGAGAGGUGGUGGAAGCCUGGAAGGGUCUGCUGGACGCUUGCGACGGCCGCAGGGCGCAACUGGUGGACACGGCCGAAAAGUUCCGCUUUUUCACCAUGGUGCGAGACCUGAUGGCCUGGAUGGAGAGCAUCAUCCAGCAGAUAGAGACUCAGGAGAAACCCAGGGACGUCUCAUCCGUGGAGCUCCUGCAGAAGUACCACCAGGGGAUCCGCUCUGAGAUUGAAGCCAGGGGAGCCAAAUUCACCGACUGCAUAGACCUCGGCAAGGCCCUGCUGACACGGAAGCACCGAGACUCUGCAGAGAUCAAAGAGAAGCUGCUGCAGCUGAUGGAGAAGCGGAAGGAGAUGAUGUUCAAGUGGGACGACAGAUGGGACUGGCUCCGACUCUUGCUGGAGGUGUGUCAGUUUGCACGGGACGCCUCGGUGGCGGAGGCUUGGCUGAUCGCUCAGGAGCCGUACGUGACCAGCAGAGACCUGGGCCACACGGUGGACGAGGUGGAGAAGCUCCUCAAGAGGCACGAGGCCUUCGAGAAAUCCACCGCCACGUGGGAGGAGCGCUUCUGUGCCCUGGAGCGCCUCACUACGCUGGAGUUGUUGGAGCUGAGGACGCAGCAGCAGGAGAUAGAGCAGUUCAUUAAAGACGAACAACAAUCAGAUAAGGACAGCAGGAGAGAAGACACAGGCUUUGUAGAAGAAUCUUCACAGAUCUACACUGCUGAGGAACAAACUCUGACCGGUUCUGGUGCCGUUGAGCCCAGUUCUCAUGCGCUGGAGGAGACAGCCGGUGACACCACGGUCCCCAUGGUGUCGGAGAUGAGGGAGAGCGGUUCUCUGGAGCUGGAGUCCUCCGUCUCAGAAGUGAUGCAGAGAGAACCGGAGAGAGCUGCCACAAUGCCCGUGGAGCCCCUCAGAGGUCAGGCUAUGCUGCAGGAGGGCAUGCUGGGCCGCAAACAUGACGUAGAGGGCUCAGGAAAGAAGGCUUCCAACAGGUCAUGGAACAACUUGUUCUGUGUGCUGAAGCCUGGUCACCUCUCAACCUAUAAGGACGCCAAAAGCUUCGGGCACGGAGUGACGUAUCACGGCGAGGACCCCCUGUCCCUCAGUAACGCCACCUGGGAGAUCCUCACCAACUACAAGAAAAAGAAGCACGUCGCCAAACUACAUCUCGGUGAUGGCAGUGAAUAUCUGUUCCAGUGUAAAGACGAGGAAGAGCUCCAGCGUUGGAGCCAGGCCAUGGAGAAGGCCAUUCAGCCCCUGGCAGCAGAGGAGGCGUCAGGGCCCUCGGGGGCCAAAGCCCACAGCCUGCCCCCUCCCUCCUCCACCUCCUCCGCUGCCCUCCCUGAGCCCAGCUCUGCCAAGAAAGACAAGGAGAAGAAGUUCAGCCGCUUUGCCAAGAAGAAGUGAGAUGGAGAUUGGAGGGGAGGGGGGGGCAUAG